This is a messenger RNA of Penaeus monodon (black tiger shrimp), 658 nucleotides long. Its product is annotated as crustacean hyperglycemic hormone 6-like. The transcript is spliced from 3 exons. The record is from RefSeq and is a predicted model, not a curated record. Gene Ontology annotation, cellular component: extracellular region. Lineage: Eukaryota; Metazoa; Arthropoda; Malacostraca; Decapoda; Penaeidae. Gene Ontology annotation, molecular function: neuropeptide hormone activity. Gene Ontology annotation, biological process: circadian rhythm. The coding region runs from base 115 to 483 and encodes 122 amino acids.
UCCAGUGGCACGCUCAAGGCGGACCAGGGUCUCGUUGACGUUCAUCAUACGUAACUUAAAUUGACCAUCCUUGGCCUCGUAGGGCGCGGGUAGAGCACGCAUAGGUUCUGAAAGAUGCAGUUAGCUGUCCUGGUGUCCCUGCUAGUGGCAGUUCCGGCCUCUGUCACGACUUCCGAAAACACGACUGAAAUACCGUCGUUUAUUCUUCCCCCCCCUGGGGAUUCCCUCACAGGAGACCAAAGCUUAUCUAAACGCACCCUAUCGUUCAGUUCUUGCACAGGCGUCUACGACCGCGAACUUUUCGGAAGGCUCGACCGGAUGUGCGAAGACUGCUACAACCUCUACCGCGACGUUGGAGUGGCGGUCCAAUGCAGGAGUAAUUGUUUCCACAACGAGGUGUUCCUCCACUGUGUGUACUACCUGUACCGUAGCCCUCGCCAAAGGAGCCAGUACCAGAACGCCCUACAGAGGUUCGGCAAGUAGGCUAGGCUUUCUGCGGGAUUUAUGUAUUCUGCGGGAAUGACCAGACUCUAGGUUCACGUUCAGUUGCUUUUGUGUCCUAAGUUAUAAGCCGAGAUCAUACUGACGUCGAGGUGUUUCAUAUGCAAUGUCUUCAUAAAAUAUAAAAUAUAAAAGAUUUUUUUCUCUCAAAAAUCCU